Syngnathus typhle (broad-nosed pipefish) is the source of this 3668-nucleotide messenger RNA. RefSeq names its product TBC1 domain family member 9B. The record is from RefSeq and is a predicted model, not a curated record. NCBI's taxonomy places the organism in Eukaryota, Metazoa, Chordata, Actinopteri, Syngnathiformes, Syngnathidae. Bases 131 to 3607 code for a protein of 1158 amino acids. The transcript is spliced from 23 exons. Gene Ontology annotation, molecular function: calcium ion binding.
CAGUGGUGGGUUGGGUUCAGUUGGGGGUAGGGGGUGGGGAACACAAGCCAAACAACUUCGUCUACGGCCUUCUGCGCUGCCUGACAAACAGAACUUGAGAGACGAACGAAGACAACCCCCGAGGAGGAACAUGUGGAUCCACCCGGAGGAGGUUCUGCUUGCUGGGCCUCUCUGGGUGUCCGAGCGGGCCAACCCGUUCUUCAUCCUGCAGCGGCGGCGGGGACACGGCCGCGGAGGGGGGCUCUCCGGUCUACUGGUGGGGACUCUGGAUGUGGUUCUGGACUCCAGCGCCAGGGUGGCCCCCUACAGGAUCCUCCUCCAAACGGCCGACUCGCAGAUCUUCUGGAACGUUGCCUGCGGUUCCUCGCGCAAGGAGAUUACAGAGCACUGGGAUUGGCUGGAGGCUAACCUGCUGCAGACAGUCGCCACUUUCGACAAUGACAGCGACGUCGCCACGUUCGUCCGGGGCAAGAUUUCCGGCCUGAUCGCAGAGGAGAAGCGGGCCACGACGGGCCACGACGGGCAGGAAGAGGAUUGCAGUAAGUUCCAGGAAGCCCAGCUGAAGAUGCGCAAACUGUUUGGGAUGCCCGAAGAGGAGAAGCUGGUCAACUACUACUCGUGCAGCUACUGGAAAGGUCGCGUGCCGCGGCAGGGCUGGCUCUACCUGUCCGUCAAUCACCUCUGCUUCUACUCCUUCCUACUGGGCAAGGAAGUCACUCUGGUGGUCCCGUGGACAGAAGUGACCCAGCUGGAGAAGAACGCCACCCUGUUGUUCCCGGAAAGCGUUCGUGUGAGAACUCGGGUCGGGGAGCACUUCUUCUCCGUGUUCCUCAACAUCAACGACACCUUCAAGUUGAUGGAGCAGCUGGCCAACAUGGCCAUGCGCCAGCUGCUGGACAACGAGGCCUUCGCCGCCGACCUCUCGCUGCCCAAACCCCGCAAGACCCUCAAGAACGUCUCCGCCCUCAAGAGGGAUCUGGACGCGCGGGCCAAGAACGAGCGUUACCGGAGCACCUUCCGUCUGACGCAGGACGAGCGUCUGGACGGACACACGGACUGCACGCUGUGGACGCCCUUCGCCAAGAUGCACGUGGUGGGCCAGCUCUUCAUCUCCAACAACUACAUCUGCUUCCGGAGCCGAGAAGAAGACCUGUGCCAGCUCAUCAUCCCGCUCAGAGAGGUUUCCAUCGUGGAGAAGGCGGACAGCAGCAGCGUUCUGCCGUGUCCCGUGUCCAUCAGCACCAAGAACAAAAUGAACUUCCUGUUUGCCAACCUUAAAGAUCGGGACUUCCUGGUCCAGCGCAUCUCCGACUUCCUGCAGAGGACUCCCGACGACAGCUCGUGGGGGGACGUCAGUCCUCUGGCGGCCGCGGCAUCUUCCGGCGUCGCCAAGGAGCGCCACUAUCACCCCGACGUGCCCACGGCCACACAAGGACUUCUGCAACUUUACCACAAAGACGCUCCAGAGGACCUGGGACCCAAAGCUAUGAAGGAGAAGAUGAAGGAGGAGGCGUGGAACAUCCACUUUUCCGAGUUUGGCCGCGGAGUCUGCAUGUACAGGACGUCCAAAAGCCGAGAAUUAGUCCUGGGCGGCAUUCCGGAAAGGCUCCGAGGAGAACUCUGGAUGCUCUUCUCAGGAGCGCGCAACGAGAUGUCCAUGCACGCCGGUUACUACGGCGACCUGGUGGAGCGGGCGGCGGGCCUGUGCUCUUUGGCCACGGAGGAGAUCGAGCGGGACCUGCACCGCUCCAUGCCCGAGCACAGAGCCUUCCAGAACGAGACGGGCAUCGGCGCACUGCGCCGCGUCCUGACGGCCUACGCCCACAGGAACCCGGGCAUCGGCUACUGCCAGGCCAUGAACAUCGUGACGUCGGUGCUGCUGUUGUACUGCACUGAGGAGGAGGCCUUCUGGCUGCUGGUGGCGCUCUGCGAGCGCAUGCUGCCCGACUACUACAACACCAGGGUCGUGGGCGCUCUGGUGGACCAGGGGGUGUUUGAAGACCUGACCCGGGCCUUCCUGCCCCUGUUGUACCAGCACAUGCAGGAUCUGGGCGUCAUCUCCACCAUCAGCCUGUCGUGGUUCCUCACCCUCUUCCUGUCCGUCAUGCCCUUCGACAGCGCCGUGGUCCUGGUCGACUGCUUCUUCUACGAGGGCAUCAAAGUCAUCUUCCAGGUGGCGCUGGCGGUGCUCCACGACAACAUGGACGCCUUGUUGGCCUGCAGCGACGAGGGCGAAGCCAUGACCGUCCUGGGAAGGUACCUGGACCACGUGGUGAACAAGCAGAUCGCCACGCCGCCUGUCCCCCACCUGCACGCCCUCCUCACCGGCGGAGACGAGCCGCCGCCCGAGAUUGACAUCUUCGAACUCGUCCAGUCCUCCUAUGAGAAGUUCAGCGGCCUUCGCUCCGAUGUCAUCGAGCAGAUGAGGUUCAAGCAGAGGUUAAAGGUGAUCCAGUCUCUGGAGGACACGGCAAAACGGAGCGUGGUGCGAGCCAUGGUGACCGAGUCGGCCUUCGGCAUGGAGGAGUUGGAGGAGCUCUACUGCCUCUUUAAGGCCCGGCACAUGAGCAGCCGCUACUGGGGCUCGGGCGGCACUGCGGCGGAGCGACACGACCCCAGCCUGCCCUACCUGGAGCAGUACCGCAUCGACGCCGCUCAGUUCUCGCAGCUCUUCUGCGCCCUGGCCGCCUGGCGCUGCGCCGGGCACGCGCCCGUCCUGGCCGGCCGACUCUUCAGGACGCUGGAUCGCGACCGCGACGGCCUGGUCAACUUCAAGGAGUUUGUCACGGCGCUGAGUGGGAUGUACCACGGCGACAUGACAGACAAGCUCAAGCUGCUUUACAAGCUCCACCUGCCGCCUGCGCUGUGUCCCGAGGAGGCGGAGUCCGCGCUGGAGGCUGCAAACUUCUUCACCGAUGACACGCCUAAAGAAUCUUCCGUCUUGUCUCUUAAAGACAGUUUUGGACCGCAGCAAGUGACAACAGGUGAGGACGCCAACGCCGAGUCUGACGGCAGCAGCGAGGAGAAGAAAGAGGACUACAGGUACUACCUGCGGAUGUGGGCCAAGGAGAAUGAGCCCAAGCAGGAAUCCAUCAAAGAUCUUCCUCGGAUGAACCAGGAGCAGUUCAUCGAGCUGUGCAAGUCGCUGUACAACAUGUUCAGUGAAGAGGAGCACGAUGAGCAGCAGCUCUACCACGCCAUCGCCACCGUCGCCAGCCUGCUGCUUCGCAUCGGCGAAGUCGGAAAGAAGUUCCACAACGGCGACAGGCAGGGCGCGGCCGGACGGCAGGCGCCGGCCGACAUCCGCCCGGAGGAGGCCCGAGACGACACGUCGGCGUCGUCGUUCUCCACGCUGAGCGAUGACGCGUCGUCGGCCGAUGAAGGCGGCGAGGGGCCGAGGAGGAGGAGGCGGGUCAGCGCGGCCGACGCCGACUGGUCCGUCACCUUCGAGCAGGUUCUGGCGUCCAUGUUGACCGAGCCUGCCCUGGUGGACUACUUUGAGAGGAAGAGAAGCAUCCAGGCCCGUAUUGCCGCUUGCCAGACACGCCGGGCGGCGGAGCGUCAGAGCAGCUCUGCCUCUUCGGACCGCGAACGUGGCGACACUUGACCUCUGGCCUUCUCGCGCGUCCUGGUGCUUCACGUUACUGGCAGCUGCCUGGCUGUAACCC